CUGUGCACACAGUUUCACAUCUGCAGUGGCUGAGAAGGGAGAGGAGGCCUUGGUUAUUCAUUAAGUUGUUUUGAGGGGUGUCACGCAGCAUGAAGUACAGGACAGUGGUGAUGUACAUGGAGAUCGGCUGCUUUGUGUCUUGUCUUUGCGGCUGGAUCCUUGUGUGCUCCACCCUUCCCACAGAGUACUGGACUUUCUCAGAGGUGGGCAGCAUUGUGAUGACGACCUCCAACUACUACUCCAACCUGUGGAGGGACUGCAUCUCAGACACAACAGGGGUGUCUGACUGCAAAGACUACCCCUCCAUGCUGGCCAUGCCUGUUUUCCUGCAUGCCUGCAGAGCGUUGGCUGUCUGUGCAGUCAUCACCGGCUUCUUUGGAGGUGUCCUCACUCUUGUCGGUAUGAAGUGCACAAAAAUAGGCGGAUCAGAGGUUGCAAACGCGAGAGUGACCUUUGCCGGUGGCAUUACUUACCUCGUCUCAGGGUUCUGUGGUAUGAUCACAUAUUCGUGGUGGGCCAACAAAGUCAUCACAGAGUUUGUAGACCCAAAUUUCAGGGCACAGAAAUUUGAGCUUGGAGCUGCAAUUUUCAUUGGCUGGGGAGGCUCCAUCCUUUUGCUCUCUGGUGGGAGUGUGCUGAGUUUCUUCUCUGGAAAAGAAGGCCUUCCAUCAGGUUCCUCGAAAAGGCCACGGAGACCAGCCACUUAUGCCACAGCUAGGACCCGAAGGACCUACAUGCUGCCACACACCUCAUCCAGGGUAACUCUGGGGCCACCGCUGUUCUACCAGGGCAGGAAUAGUCGACCAAGCAGACCGCCAACAAAGACGACUCGCACCUUCAGCAGGGACGACUUUGUCUGAGCAAAAGGGACAUUCAGACUUUUUCCAUACCUCACAGGUACAGGCGGUGCAGAUCUUGCGUGGUGAACACAGGACUUGGGCUGCUUCAUUCAUCUGAAGUCAGUUGAUAGUCUCCAAAUGAAUGUUUACUGACUUUGUAGCGUAGGUUACAGAGCGUAUUAUGCAAUAUUGUCACUGAAUGCAGGCAUUAAAAUGGCAGGAUAAUAAAAAUAUUUUCACCUCCGAAAAGCAGUCUGUACCGGUCACAUUCGCCCCAAAUAGCGUAUACCCCAAUUCAUCCCAAACAUGCGCAAUGGGUGACAUGUUCAGUGGGUAUGCUGUCCUGUGUUGCCCACGGUGGCCUGUGGCGGUUCUGGCUUGCAUGACGCCCUGGGCGGACCGAAGCUGUGCCGCACCCAAACCCCAAUACUGUAGUAAUUUACUUUUUUUACCUUGUACUGUAAUUAACUUGAGGACCGAAGCCCAGCGGUACCCGCCCCCUCGCGACUCUGAUCCACAUCACGUGGUGGACUUUUAAGCAGAGAGCUGCUACGAGUUGCUACUAGUUGGGGGCGCGAGUAUCCGGCCUGACUUGAUGAGGAUACGAUGAGCGCUGAGCAUUAGUAAAUAACAUUUUUUGUUCUUUCCCCCCGCGGCGCCCCCUAGCGAAUGCCGCCCUGGGCGAUUGACCAUGUGGCCCAUAGCAAGAACCGGGUUCUAGUAUGGGCAGGUCCAUGUUAUGGACGACUAUAGGUGCAUUUUAUUGAUGGCAUUUUGAAUGCAGAUUGAUAUCGUGAUGAGACCCUAAGGCCCAUUGUUAUGCCAACAUCCCAGUUCUGGCAUGGCCAGCAAUAUACGUGUCACCCUUUUGGGAUGCUCUGGAUUAGUGUAAACAGUAUUUCCCCAAAACAUGAGAAGUGCAUAUUUUGGAGUGGCCUUUUUAUUGUCGUCAACCUAAGGCUCACCUGUGCAAUAAUCAGCUGUCUAAUUGGCAUCUUGAUAUGCCACACCUGUGAGGUGGAUGAAUUAUGAACGUCACUCACUAACUCAGAAUAUUUGAGUGACAGGCUGCUCGUGUACAUAGAAAUUGUUUUAGAUCUUCGAUUUCAGCUCACUUAAAAUGGGAGAUAAGUGUUGAAUUUAUAUUUUUGUUGAGUGUACUUUUAAAAGUCAAGAACUGUAAAAGGUCAAGAGGGAUAGAGCACUCUUGAAAUUGAUAUUGCAGUGUGAUCAGAGAAACAUGAAACAUUUUGUUGCAAACAGAAACAUGCUGAGGAACAAAUAUGCAAAUUAACUGCCAACAAUUUGACAAGAAUCAAAUGCUAAGCUUCCAUGAAGCUCUUAUCCUCCAUGGCGGUCAUGUUCCAGAACUGCAACAUACCUGAGUUGUCCAGACGUAGGUGUUCAGUACUCACUGACGUGGCCAAAGUAAGAAAGGCUGAAAGCCCACCACCACUAGAACAAUACACAGUGGAAACAUCAACACUGUGCCAACAAAUACCUGAAGACAGAUUUUUCAAAGGUUUCAAGGACUAAUGAAAUGUGAGUAACUCUUGACAGGUCCAGAUGGAUGGGGCCAUAGCUGGAUCAGUAAUGAGCACAGAGCUCCAGUUCCAAUCAGAAGCCAGUAGGUUGGAGGUGUGUACUGCUAAAGGUGAGCUGGUUCGACCUUCUCAGGUUGAAGGCUGACACUCCACAGUGUGGUUAGCCAAUAAAGACCUUAAAGAUGAAAGACAUGGCCGUCUUCCUCAUCUGACUUAAACCCUAUUUACGAUGACGGAAAAGAGUUAACAAAUGUUGCUGACGGUACUGCAAAACACUCUCCAAAAUGAGAGCUUGAAUUGACUAAAAUGUCAUAUACAGUGGUGUGAAAGUGUUUGCCCCUUUCCUGAUUUCUUUUUUUUUUGCUUGUUUGUCACACUUAAAUGUUUCAGAUCAAAUAUUUAAAUAUUAGUCAAUGACAACACAACUGAACAUAAAAUGCAGUUUUUGAAUGAAAAUGUUUAUUAUUAGGAAAAAAAGAUCCAAAUCUUUAUGGCCCUGUGUGGAAAAAGUGAUUGCCCCCUAAAGCUAAUAACUGGUUGGGCCACCCUUAGCAGCAACAACUGCAAUCAAGCAUUUGCAAUAACUUGCAGAGUCUCUUACAGCGCUGUGGAGGAAUUUUGGCCCACUCAUCUUUGCAGAAUUGUUGUAAUUCAGCCACAUUGGAGGGUUUUCCAGCAUGAAGCACCUUUUUAAGGUCAUGCCACAGCAUCUCAAUAGGAUUCAGGUCAGGACUUUGACUAGGCCACUCCGAAGUCUUCAUUUUGUUUUUCUUCAGCUGUUCAGAGGUGGACUUGCUGGUGUGUUUUGGAUCAUUGUCCUGCUGCAGAACCCAAGUUGGUCUCAAUUAACCUCAGUUUAGUUCUGUUUUAACGGGGGUGGGCAAUGGGGAGAAAGCCCCCUUGUCACACAGGGCUCAUGUAGGUUUGGAUUUUUUUCACCCUUAAUAAUAAAAACUUUCAUUUAAAAACUGCCUUUUGUGUUCAGGUGUUGUCAUUGACUAAUAUUUAAAUUUGUUUCAUGAUCUGAAACGUUUAAGUGUAACAAACAUGUAACAAAAAAAACCACUUCUCCACACCACUGUACCUCACUUCUAAAUUGGAUAUUUGUGUGUAAAAAAAUCCUUUAAUCCAUUGAAGAAUAAGGAUUGAAGAAUCACUUUUUAGCGGUACUGUAUAACCUUUCUUUCUAUUUACAACGCACAACAAGCACUAACUGACAUAAAGCGAAAACUGAUUGAGGUUUGUAUAUUUGUUCAAUAAUUUACAAACACGAUAUUAAUCAAAAAUACAGAAGUGGCUUUAUUUAAAAUGUGUCUUUUGCAUUUCCUGCCCACCUUGUGACAAAUUCUACUACCAACUCCAAUUACUGUUGGUUGUUGGGAGGACCAGCAGCAGAGACAUACACCGUCCAGAAAGCAAACAAACUAGCUUCCUAAUGCCUUUUCCCUUUCAACCACUAAAACGUGACAUACAUGCAUAAAAAUCUAAAAAUCUUGCUUCUUGUAAUUUUUUAACAAGUGUGAAUCCUUCACUUCCUCAUGUAUUGCUUGUAAAAAUAUCUCUACAUAGAAAAAUACAUCAUGACUUCAUUUAACAAAAGGAUUAUAAACAUGUGCUGUACAUUUUUACAGGUUACUUAGUUAUGUGUGCCUUGGCACUGGUGAUGAAAACAAAGUGGGGAGUUGGCACAGGGGAUGAGGUAAUAUUGUAAAUACUAAGCUAACCUAAGAUGAUUUUGUUUCUCAAUUACAUUUUUAAAAAAAAUAAACUUCCGCUCUUAUUUGAGGUUCUAUGUUUUGGUUGCUCAGUGAGAUGGGUGUGAACAAUAAAACUGGGUGUUGUUUGUGGCUCUUGCAUUGUGACAGAAGUUGCCUGAGUUGAUGAGUGUUGUUUGUGUUAAUUGUUUAAAUCCUCUGAGUCACAGAUAUCACUGAGGUAAC
This is a messenger RNA of Dunckerocampus dactyliophorus (ringed pipefish), 4323 nucleotides long. It is a transcript of the gene cldn10d, whose product is annotated as claudin 10d. Gene Ontology annotation, biological process: bicellular tight junction assembly; cell adhesion. Gene Ontology annotation, molecular function: structural molecule activity. The coding region runs from base 90 to 860 and encodes 256 amino acids. The record is from RefSeq and is a predicted model, not a curated record. The transcript is spliced from 5 exons. Gene Ontology annotation, cellular component: bicellular tight junction; plasma membrane. Lineage: Eukaryota; Metazoa; Chordata; Actinopteri; Syngnathiformes; Syngnathidae.